AUGGAACACGUGAGGUUCGUGGGCCAGGUGGUGUCUUGGGCGGUUCGAUGUGGGUGUCUCGGCCACUUGAUACAGGAGUACGUGUUUGAGUUUUCCGAGACUAGGGGAGAGCUGAUGCUCCCCACCCUCCAGCAGCAGCACGACUACGUCGCCACCAACAAGCGGUACCGCUUGGGGCGGGGGCUCGACAUGGGCGACUGCAUCGUGGCGAUGAAGCCGCUGGACCCUCUCCACCGCGUGUGCAAGCGGAUCACGGGGAUGCCCGGCGACGUGGUGUUGGUGGACCCGCUGCUGAGUCUGGAGCUCUCCAAUUCUCCCGCCAGUGUCAUUAGCCACGAUGGCUAUAACAAAUACAUUGUCGUGCCUGAAGGUCACGUGUGGGCUACGGGGGACAACUUAGCGCUUAGUCUUGAUUCUCGGUCGUACGGAGUGGUGCCGAUGGGUCUAAUUACGGGCAAGAUCGUGGGUGCUACUCUGGUGGGAGAUAGUCUCCACAGUCUUCUGGGGAUCUUCGGGUUCAAGUGGUUGAAUUACCGCAAGAUCAGCAAUACCUUUGUCGAUGAUUGA
Diutina rugosa is the source of this 567-nucleotide messenger RNA. RefSeq names its product endopeptidase catalytic subunit (gene IMP1). The transcript has a single exon. Lineage: Eukaryota; Fungi; Ascomycota; Pichiomycetes; Serinales; Debaryomycetaceae. Gene Ontology annotation, molecular function: serine-type endopeptidase activity. Gene Ontology annotation, cellular component: mitochondrial inner membrane peptidase complex; membrane. The coding region runs from base 1 to 567 and encodes 188 amino acids. The record is from RefSeq and is a predicted model, not a curated record.